Alligator mississippiensis (American alligator) is the source of this 1884-nucleotide messenger RNA. RefSeq names its product alkB homolog 4, lysine demethylase (gene ALKBH4). The transcript is spliced from 3 exons. Gene Ontology annotation, molecular function: oxidoreductase activity; actin binding; demethylase activity. Gene Ontology annotation, cellular component: midbody; contractile ring. The record is from RefSeq and is a predicted model, not a curated record. Lineage: Eukaryota; Metazoa; Chordata; Crocodylia; Alligatoridae. The coding region runs from base 481 to 1455 and encodes 324 amino acids. Gene Ontology annotation, biological process: oxidative demethylation; protein demethylation; actomyosin structure organization.
CCAAAGCGCCUUCCAGCGCGGGCUGCCGGGCCUGGCGCCGACACGGGGCCGCCCGCGGGGCAGCUGGGGCCGCCGCUGUCAGGCGCUGCGGGGCCCCCGGACGGGCCUGGCCGCCUGGUCCCGGCCCGCCCGCCGCCCCGGGCGGGACCGCUCGGGGCCGCGCUGCCGGGGGCGGGGCCCGGCUCGGGGGCAGGCGCGGCGCGGCGCGGCCUCAGCUCGCCGGUCGCCGUGUCCCGGACCGGACUCGAGCGGGGCCUGCGGCGGAGGGCGGCGCGGCGGAAGGCGGCACUACAACUCCCAGAAGCCCCCGCGGCCCAGGCGGGCCCUGCAGCGCGGCCGCCCGCCCCGGGGCCUGCUGGGACAGCGAGUCCCCGGCAGGGCCGAGCGGGGCCUACCGCGUCCCCGGCCCGCCCGCGGCGCCUCACCUGCAGCGGGGCCGGCGCUGCCCCCUGCCCUGCCCGGUCCGCGGGGUCGGUCGGGAUGGAGGCGGCGGGCGGCAGAGCGGGGCGCGGCUGCGGCUGCCAGGGGAUCCGCUCCUGCCUGCUCUGCGAGGGGCCCGCGCCGCCCGCUCCGCCCCCGCAGGACGGGCAGACCUUCACCUACCGCCCCGCCCGCGGGUUGGCUGUGGGAGACCCGCGCUCCGCCGCCGCCGGCUGGGCCUUUCCCUUCCCGGGCGUGCUCCUGGUGGAGGAUUUCCUCAGCCGCGCCGAGGAGGCCGAGCUGGUUCGGGCGAUGGACCAGGAUCCCUGGAAGCCGUCCCAGUCUGGCCGCAGGAAGCAGGACUACGGACCCAAAGUGAACUUCAAGAAGCAGAAGCUGAGGGCGGGCUGUUUCAUCGGCUUGCCCAGCUUCAGCCAGGAUAUUGUGAAGAGGAUGAAGGCUCAUCCUAUACUAGAAGGUUUCUUACCUGUUGAGCAGUGUAACCUGGAUUAUCUUCCUGAAAGAGGGUCUGCCAUUGACCCACACUUUGAUGACUGGUGGCUUUGGGGAGAGCGACUGGUUAGCUUAAACUUACUCUCAAAAACCGUGCUAUCCAUGUCCUGCGAUUCAGAGAACAGCAUCCAGUUAUUUGCUACUCCCCAUCAAGAAAGUGAGAAAUCAGAUCAAACUGGAUCACCUCAAACUUCUCAGAACUGUAAAAACAAUAACUUUAUUCCCACGUCAGCUUGUGAAAAUUCAGAUAACUGGGACCUUGACCAUUCAACUCCCACAAGGCUUGUUCCUUGUAAAGAGGUGACUGUUGCUGUUCACUUACCUAGACGCUCCCUGGUUGUGCUGUAUGGCGCUGCACGGUACAAGUGGAAACAUGCAAUUCACCGCAAGCAUAUUGAGCAUCGUCGGGUCUGCAUCACCUUUAGGGAGCUGUCUACAGAGUUCGGUUUGGGAGGAAAGCAUGAAAAACUGGGUAAAGAACUGCUGGACAUAGCUCUUUCAUUUCAGGGAAAACCAGUAUGACCAAGAAAAAGGCUGGAGUGAUACUUGGUUUGGAUAUUCAGAAAUCAAUAUUCAGAAUUUUUAUGAUUAAUUUUAUUUGGAGCGGAAGGCGUAUAUGAAUAUUGGGUCAAAUGGAAACGUUAACAAAAGCAGUGACGAGAGGGGCUCUCGUUAUACUAAAUAACCUUUCCCUGGUAAGAACCCAGCCAUUACUGUUAGCUCUUGGAUGAACAUCAGGAAAUGGCUAUUGCAUGUUUUGUCUAUAAUGUGAUGAAAUGCAGAAAGAAAGAAAAAAGUAUACUGCAAACAUUUAAAAUAUGCCCUUAACUCUGGAAGGAAGCUAGGGAUCUUCAAAUGAUUUACAGUUUGAGACUGUUUCUAUAAUUAGUCUCAAUAUUUUUUGUAAGGCAAUUCAAAACCUCCAAAUAAACACAUAGCUUCAAGCAGAAA